AUGCCAUUAAAUAAAAGUCUAAGAACAACGUUACUAACAUUAACCUGGCUUCCGGUGCUUUACACUUUCACCAACCAUGGUUACCAGCCAUAUCAAAUUAAAGGACUGUCAAUGACGCCGGCUUUCAACCCGGGAACAUCGUCUACUACGAGAGAUAUAGUAUUAGUACAGAAAUUCGACAUUAAAUCGAGAAACGACUCUAUUGCAAAAGGUGAUAUUAUAAUGUUUAGAUCGCCCCUUGAUCCAGAAAAACUACUAACAAAAAGAGUUAUUGGCGUAAAUGGAGAUCAUGUCCAUCCAAGGUCUCCACGAUAUCCCAAGCUGGAAGUGAAAAUACCACGAAACCAUCUUUGGGUCGAAGGUGAUAACAGUUUCCAUUCUGUUGAUUCGAACGAGUUUGGACCUAUUAGUAAAGGGCUAGUUGUGGGGAAAGUAGUAAUGGUGCUAUGGCCUCCUAGUCGUUUGGGCCAGGAUUUGACGAGGUCAAUAUAA
Molecule: messenger RNA, 492 nt
Organism: Lodderomyces oxycetoniae
Lineage: Eukaryota; Fungi; Ascomycota; Pichiomycetes; Serinales; Debaryomycetaceae
Gene: IMP2
Product: endopeptidase catalytic subunit
Exons: 1
Coding region: 1-492 (163 amino acids)
Cellular component (GO): mitochondrial inner membrane peptidase complex; membrane
Molecular function (GO): serine-type endopeptidase activity
Source: RefSeq, a predicted model, not a curated record